Messenger RNA from Anguilla rostrata (American eel), 4276 nucleotides. It is a transcript of the gene hps1, whose product is annotated as HPS1 biogenesis of lysosomal organelles complex 3 subunit 1. The transcript is spliced from 18 exons. Bases 196 to 2223 code for a protein of 675 amino acids. Gene Ontology annotation, molecular function: guanyl-nucleotide exchange factor activity. Gene Ontology annotation, biological process: vesicle-mediated transport; melanosome assembly. The record is from RefSeq and is a predicted model, not a curated record. NCBI's taxonomy places the organism in Eukaryota, Metazoa, Chordata, Actinopteri, Anguilliformes, Anguillidae. Gene Ontology annotation, cellular component: BLOC-3 complex.
GCUAGCUUGUUUCGCUGUAGCGACCGGUUAGUUUAAGAUGGCUUCUUACCUAAAUUGCGUCAAGUUAUUUAUGCAAAAGUGGCCUGGUUAAACAAGUGCUAGUAUUAUUCGGCCGAAAUAGCAAUAGAACCAUUUUUUUAUAAUUCCGAGAAGCAGAACCAUCGAUCAGUGAAAAAGCGGUGUGCAAAGACACGAAUGAAGUGCCUUCUGGUGGCCAGCGAGAGCGUGGACCUUCUGUUCUACUGGACAGACCGGGAGUUUGAACAGAAUCUUCAGGAGCAGUAUGGAGUGACUCACGAAGAAGGACAUAAGCCUCCUGCGUUUGAAGACCGCAUCAGCACACAGUUUGCCCCCAUAAUCAUCUCCUGCAGCAGCAUGAUCGACAAAAUCGACGACUGCUACACCUCCUUCACCACGGAAAACAACCACAUCUAUGUCCUUCAUCAGUUCGAUGAGUGCCUGUACAUAGCUGUGAAUGGAGAUGGAGAUGAGAAGGAUGAAGACCUGAGGAGGAAGAUCUAUGUGAUGAAGAAGCUGAUGGAAGUGCACUUUGGGGUAGUAACACUCAGCAGCACCCACCUGAGGAAAGAGCUCCGUCCCCAGGACACUGAUCAGAGGAAUCGCCUGUGGAAGAAACUGCAAGGCCUUCUGGGAACCUACAGUCAACUCAGGGAGCAGGACCAAAGCUUUCUAGUGGAGGCAGUGGAGAGACUGAUUCACCCCACCCUCUGUGAGCAGUGCAUCGAGUUCUUGGAGAGACGACUGGUCCAUCAGAUCAACAACAGCGUGGAGCGUGCUGGGGAGGAAGUUCUGCACGCCUUCAUCCUGGUGCACACAAAACUGCUGGCCUUCUACUCCAGCCGUAAUGCCAGCACACUCACUUCCUCUGACCUACUGGCCCUGAUCCUGAUGGUGCAGAACCGCUAUCCUAGCAGUGAGCUUGAAGACCAGCUGUCUGAGCAUGAGGAGAACACUUUGGUGCCAGAGGUCUUCUACACUCCAGAACCUUCCCCCACUUCUGGGGCUUCAGGGGCAAGCAGUGGAGAGGAGAGCCAGACUCCAAUCUUCCAGUUUGUUGAUCCAGAUAUUCAAAUGGCAGAGGACAGCCUCCACACCCUGGAGGUCCCACCCCCUGAUCCCGCAAACCCCUCUAGAGUCUUUCUGGAGGCCACCAUCAAAGAAGGCUUCUGCCCCAUGAUGCCUCACAACAUGUAUUCCCUGCAGCUGUGGCCAGGCAUCACGCUGGUGCUGCUGACUAAGAUCCCCAACAGUCAGGUGGCCAUAUCAGUCUACUACUUCCUGGACACAUUGGCCAGUCUGGAGAAGAAGCUGAGUGAGGGGGUGGAGGGAUCUAGUGCCCCCCGCAGUCCUCUGCCUCUCCACGACCUCCGCAGCAAGAUGGACAAGUUCAUCCGCGCCCUGAGUGUUAGUGAUGCGCAGCUGGUUUCACAGCUGCAGAGCACCUGGGCAGAGUUCAAACACAAGGCCUUCUCCCGGGGAGGUCCUGGGGUCAGUAAAGAGUUGCUGCCCUGCUGCCGGAACAUGAAGAUGCAGCUGUGUGGGCUGUUCAGGCAGUGCUUUGUCCUGAAGAGCACAGAGAACUUGCAGCGCCUGGCGCCCAGUCUGCAGGAGCGGUCUCUGGCUCUUGUGCAGGAAAAGCUGGUGGACUGGAAGGACUUCCUGCUGGUGAAGAGUAAGAGGAACAUCACCAUGGUGUCAUACCUGGAAGAGUUUCCUGGGCUGAUUCACUUCAUCUACGUAGACCGCACUGCUGGGCAAAUGAUUGCUCCUUCCUUUAACGUUACGGACCAUUCCACCUCAGAACUGGGGAAGGGGCCCCUGGCACACUUCAUCAAGAGUAAGGUCUGGAGUCUGGUGGGCACAGCACGGCACUACAUGCAAAAGGGCUACUCCACUGCCACCUUCCGAGAUGGAGACUAUUACUUCUGCUACUUCCUGUGGUUUGAGAAUGAGACGGGCUACAAGCUGGAUGUAAUAGACCUUCCUCUUCUCCCAGAUGACUCCGCACCCAUCGGAAUGCUAGCAUGGGAUUACUACAGGAAGCUGCUGAGGUACUACAGUAAGUACCACAAUGGUGAGGUGGUGAAGUGCUAUGAGCUGCUGACCAUGCACUUGGGGGUGAUUCCCAGCGACUACGUCCUGCAGCACUGCUGCCAGUUGGCCCGCAAGCUGUGGGAACCGUCCCGAAUCCCACUGCUCUGAUACCGCCUCCGGCCUACAGCCAUACCUCCUACAUCCUCCUGCUCUGAUACAGCCUCUGGACUGCAGCCCCAACUCCUACAUCUGCCUUCUUACGUGGGAAUAUCACCUGUUUUAUGUAUUUUUUUAUCCUGCCAUGGCCACAUCAGUUCAGGAGAGCACACAUGAAAUGUGCUUAGAAACACAGCUAGCCACUGUGUCUUUUAAAUUCUGCAGUGCUGUGGUUACUGCACCAGAGGACUGGACAGCAAGCACAGGCAGAUUGUACUGACCAGAGGAGGAGCUACUGAGCCUUGUGCUUUGGCAGUACCCUGGUAGUGAAACCUUGCCUCCCUGGACAACAGUAGGGCCAGUAAUGUAUCUCCCUGCGAGACAUCCAGCCACAGAAGGCACUAGCACUGUCGUGUAUUCAAUCAAAACUUGGGCGCCUGGGACCAUCAUUUUAGACUCAUUGCAUAUAAACCUAGUCCUACCCAAAUGGCAUGUUAAGCAGGCCUCUUUUAUAGCAUCGGUCUGAAAAGCAGUCUGUGUCAGCAGUGAACCAGUUGCUAGCCACUGUUGAAGAACCACAUCCAAGUGAACCCAACUCAAUGCUAUCGUUUCACUGCGGCGUGUCUCCCAAUGGAGUUUUUAAUGCUGCCUGCUAGCAGAUCUUCAAUUACUGUCAUAAAGAUGCUAAAUGGCUACCUCACUUAAACAACAGUACUGUUCAACUCUUUGAUAAAUGCAGCUGCAGUUGGUUGGAGUUGUCCUCAUUGUUGAUUUGGACUACUCUUGCUUUCUAGACGGACAAGUUCAGCCAUGAGAACAGGCCUUGAUCAGUUAAGUUGGGUACACUUGCAUGGGGACAGUUGAAUGAUAGGUACCUUUUGAUGAGGGUCAGGAACCAUGUUCCUGAUGGGCUCAGUCUUUCUCUGAAUUUCAUGCCAACUAAAUCUUAAUCAUUUAAUAAGCAAUGACUUAACUAAGCCAGGAUUACUGCUGAUAUAGAUAUGAACCUCCAUGCACAGAAUUCCACAUUCCUGCGUGCCUGAUGGUGCUGAAUUUCCUCUAAGAAAUGCAAGCAGUGUGUUUGUGUGUGCGCGCGCAUGUGCGUGUGUGAAUACAUACCACUUCCAUUUUUAUUUUUGCACUUGUAGACAAUGAGCUGUUGUAAUGAUGAAUUCAAUCUUAGAAGCAAUAUAACUUGGUACUGAUUAGUAAAUGCACUUUCUUUCCUGUAGCUGCCCUUAUAAAUUUGUUAUGAAUAGUACUGUCACUGGAAGCAGUCUUAGUGGGCUUCUUGAAAGCUGGAAAAGAUGCAUAAUACAGUUUUUCUUUUCAGGUCAGCAGUCAGAAUCGCAGCAUGCUGACUUGCUGAGAUUUUUUAAAUCAUGUUGGUCUAAUGUUUCUUAAGAUAUUUUUCUCUCCAGUUUGAAAUGCUCUACACUGGAGGACUGUGGCAUUUCACAGUCCUCCAGUGCAUUGGCAGGGCACAGGGUGGCGUGUGCAUUCUCCUUUGAAUGCACCAGAGAAAUUGUCAGACUGCACAUAUGCCUGAGGAGGUGCUGUUGAGGCAUGAGACAUGGAUAUCCUGCCAACUGAAAACCUCCCUACCCAGGUGAUGCUGUGACCAAUCACGUUUUACAGCUAUUUGCUAUUUGAGUUUGCAAUGACACAUUCUGUCCUGUCCACAGAAUGCAUCACUGGGUCCUUUACUUAAUGUGCAGCUUGGUAGCACCUGUCGGAUAUGUUUAAUUGCUUAAAGUUCCAAGGUCUACAUUCUAGUGUUUGCACUGGAUAAGAUCCUUUCUAUAGCAGCUCUGUUAAUGAGUCACCUCUCAUUUCUUAAGUCAGUGUGCUGCACUUUGCGUACCACGGUACAAUACAUAUAUUGAUUUGUUCAGUCUUGUUCCAGCUGUCUGCACAGUAUUUUUUGAAGUGCAUGCUUGCAUUCCAGUGACAAAGACACUUGCACAACAGAAAUGUAUUAAUACUAUAUCCACUGUAAAAGUCUAUGGUAUAUUGCAUAAAUUCCUUAAUAUAUAAAAAUAUAUUAAAUGUCUUUUUUGUACAG